This is a messenger RNA of Histoplasma mississippiense, 1374 nucleotides long. RefSeq lists its product as hypothetical. Gene Ontology annotation, biological process: lipid metabolic process. The transcript has a single exon. Gene Ontology annotation, molecular function: glycerophosphodiester phosphodiesterase activity. Bases 1 to 1374 code for a protein of 457 amino acids. Lineage: Eukaryota; Fungi; Ascomycota; Eurotiomycetes; Onygenales; Ajellomycetaceae. The record is from RefSeq and is a predicted model, not a curated record.
AUGCAUCUCACCUCCGUCACUCUUUUGGUGGGCGCGCUGGCCCCUGGCCUGACUGUCGCCGCUGCUCCUCCUCACUCUAAUAAACCCGAGUGGCCGGGGUGGCCGAGAUGGCCGGGGCGCCCGCGCCCCAUUUCCAAUAUCCAGAUCGGUCCCCGCGCCUUCUACCUCGUCGACCAGAUGGAUGAGGGCAGCCUGAAGAAGAAGCUUGAGAGCUGUAAGGAGCGCCGAAACACGCCCUCCGACUUCUCCAUCAGCCACCGCGGCGCCCCACUGCAGUUCCCAGAACACACCAAGGAGUCUUGGUUAGCCGCUGCGCGCGAGGGUGCUGGCAUCAUCGAGUGCGACGUGGCCUUCACCAAGGACCUCCAGCUCGUCUGUCGCCAUUCCCAGUGCGACCUACACACCACCACAAACAUUCUCGCAGUCCCCGAACUGGCCGCGAAGUGCACGAAACCCUUCACCCCGGCCUCCGUGGACGGCAAAACUAAAGCCUCCGCCAAAUGCUGCACAAGCGACAUUACCCUUGCCGAAUUCAAGUCCCUCUGCGGCAAAAUGGACUCCUCAGAUCCCACCGCCAUGACCCCGGAGCAAUACCAGAGUGGCGUCAUGGACUGGCGCACCAGCCUGUACAACGAUGGCUGUCCCCAACUGCAGUCGCAUGCCGAAUUCAUCUCCCUGAUCAACUCGCUCGGCCUCAAGUUCACCUCGGAGCUCAAGACGCCCGAGGUCCCCAUGCCCUUCCCGUCCCCUGGCGGCAAGAACUACACCCAGGAGAUGUACGCGCAGCAACUCGUUGACGAGUUCCGCGCCGCGCGCAUCCCGCCGUCCCGCGUAUUCCUCCAGUCCUUCCUGCCCGCUGACAUCUUUUACUGGAUCGACAAGGAGCCUGCCUUUGCGCGUCAGGCUAUCUAUCUGGACGAGCGUGUCGAUACCCCCGAGGGAUACGAAGAGGCUGUCAGAGGCAUGAGGGAUCUGGCGAGGCGGGGAGUGAGGAUUAUGGGCCCGCCCAUCUUUGCUCUUUUGGACCUGGAGGAUGAUGGUGACGAUCAGAAUAGCAAGCACAAACCACCCGGAAAUGGUAACGGCAACGGCAACGGAAAUAACAAGAAACCACGCAUCGUACCAUCUACAUACGCUAAGGCGGCGAAGAAGGCCGGUCUCGAUCUGGUUACGUGGUCAUUGGAGAGAUCGGGUCCGCUGAAAAAUGUGGCGGCUGACAAGGAGUAUUAUUACCAGACGGUGGCCGGCGCGGUGGAUGGCGAUGGGGAUGUCUAUGACGUCGUGGAUGCGUUGGCGAAGCGGGUUGGCGUAAAGGGCAUGUUUUCAGACUGGCCUGCUACGGUUACUUACUAUGCCAACUGUAUGGGGAAGUAA